Linum trigynum is the source of this 1980-nucleotide messenger RNA. The record is from the annotation of a GenBank genome assembly. Lineage: Eukaryota; Viridiplantae; Streptophyta; Magnoliopsida; Malpighiales; Linaceae.
AUGGCGUUCUUGGCGGUCGUCGUGACGGCUACCAAGGUCGCCGGCGUCCUCGCUAGCCUCACCGUCGCUUCGAACGCAAUCUCCUUCUGGCGUUUCCAGAGGAAGAGUCUCCGGUCAUUCGAUUCCCCUAUCGACGAGAGCUCCGAGAUUCUGGCGUCCUUUAAUGUUGACGGAGGAGAAAAUGGAUUUUUCUUUGGAUUGGCAACCGCCCCGGCUCAUGUAGAAGACAAGCUUAACGACGCAUGGCUCCAGUUUGCAGAAGAGAAUCCUUCUGGCGACUCUGUAUCACAGGGAGGCACUCAAACUGCUGAUGCUAUACUUGGUUCUGCUGCUGGUGAUGGUGGGUCUCAGCAAGCUUCAGUUUCCACAGAAGAACUAGGUGAGACUGCUAAGAAGAAGCAGGCAAAGAAGAAGAAGAAGACGCUUAAGGUAGCUAUGGAGGCUAUGAUCAGAGGUUUCGAGAAGUACACAGAUGAAGAAAAAGAAGAAGAAAAGGAAGAAGAAGUGUCUGUGCCAGAUGAAGAGUGCCACCACAAUGUAGCAGCUUGGCACAAUGUUCCCCAUCCAGAGGAGAGGCUGAGAUUUUGGUCUGAUCCUGAUACCGAACUGAAACUAGCUAAAGAUGCUGGUGUCACUGUGUUCAGAAUGGGAAUAGAUUGGACACGGAUUAUGCCUGAGGAGCCUGUCAAUGGAAUUAAGGAUGCUGUUAAUUUUGCAGCAUUGGAGAGGUAUAAGUGGAUCAUAACAAGGGUUCAUUCGUAUGGAAUGAAGGUGAUGUUGACUCUUUUCCACCAUUCGUUGCCACCUUGGGCUAGUGAGUAUGGUGGGUGGAAGCUGGAAAAGACUGUUGAUUAUUUUAUGGACUUCACCAGGGUUGUUGUUGAUGCGGUCUCAGAGCUAGUAGAUUACUGGAUCACGUUUAACGAGCCACAUGUCUUUUGUAUGCUAACCUAUUGUGCUGGUGCAUGGCCUGGUGGUCAUCCUGAUAUGCUGGAAGUCGCAACUUCUGCUUUACCAACUGGAGUUUUCAACCAGGCGAUGCACUGGAUCUCUGUUGCACACUCCAAAGCCUACGAUUAUAUCCAUGAAAACUGCAGUUCGUUGAAUCCACCAGUUGGGGUGGCACAUCAUGUGUCUUUUAUGCGACCAUAUGGUCUCUUCGAUAUUGCUGCAGUGACAUUUGCAAAUUCCCUCACUAUAUUUCCGUAUAUUGAUAGAAUAGCAGACAAACUGGAUUACAUAGGCAUCAACUACUAUGGGCAGGAAGUGGUUUCCGGUGUUGGGCUGAAGUUAGUAGAGACAGAUGAAUACAGUGAAUCAGGACGCGGGGUAUAUCCUGAUGGGUUGUUUCGUGUUCUGCUCCAGUUUCACGAGAGGUACAAACAUUUAGAGGUGCCAUUCAUUGUUACCGAGAAUGGAGUUGCUGAUCAAACUGAUAUCAUCCGUCGACCAUACUUGUUGGAGCACUUGCUGGCGGUCUAUGCAGCAAUGAUUCUGGGAAUUCCUGUGCUUGGUUAUCUGUUCUGGACCAUAUCCGACAACUGGGAGUGGGCGGAUGGAUAUGGUCCCAAGUUUGGCCUUGUAGCAGUUGAUCGUGAGAAUAAUCUUGCUCGGAUUCCUCGUCCUUCUUACCAUCUAUUUUCCCAGGUAGUGAGAUCAGGUAAGAUCACGAGGGAGGACCGCGACCAAGCUUGGGAUGAUCUUCAACAUGCUGCUAAAGAGAAGAAAACCCGACCCUUUUACCGGGCUGUCGAUAAGCAUGGUCUGAUGUACGCAGGAGGCCUUGACGAGCCAAUCCAGCGCCAGUUUAUUGACAGAGAUUGGCGGUUUGGACACUACGAGAUGGAAGGUCUGCAAGACCCUUUCAGCCGCUUAUCGAGAUGCGUUCUUCGGCCCUUCACCAGGAGAAGGACGGGAAAGAAAAAGGAAUAUGAAGCUGAGUCUGAACAUGUUCUUCAGCCUCUUAGCUCCAGUGUUUGA